CGCAGCCGGAUCGUACUCAUUCACAUCAGUCCACAGCCGGCGACCGCGGCGGACGCACGCGACGACAUCCGUGCAUUCGAUGUUAGUUUACGUCCACGACUUCGUGACGCUAAGCGUAAUAUUGCCGUGACAUUGUGAAUAAAUAUAGCGAAUAUGGGUUAAACGACCCUUCGGCCGAAAUGAGUCCGGGCGAGCGCGCCGCCCUAGGGCGCCGCGAAGCCCCUCGCCCUCGCUACGCCGCUACCGCACCGGGAUUCCCGCCACAGUACUAUCCGCCCUUCGGAGUUCCACAUCCUAACGCAUGGCUCGGAGCACCCCUCAUAUCUAUGGCGGGGCGUAAUCCUCCUAGAGACAACCCCGUGUCCAAACUUGCCAUGCAUGCUCAGGGAGCGCCUCUUAUCAUCCACAAUAGACACGACCGUAAAAAGUACACCACUAUACCUGAACAACGAAACCAUCGUCCUACUGGACAGGAUGUUCAUGUUAGACAUGAGAGGUGUGACGUACCUGAAAACGCGAGGCCGCGAAACCAAGCACAACAGCAGCAAGUACGACCCUCGCGGAACAACACACGCAACAAUAAUACGGAUGCAGUCAGUGUCACCAGCGAUGAAAGUUCUGGCUCUAAUAAUUCAGAGACAAUGUUACCGAGAAUAAUUAAGCCAAGGAAACGACGUAAAAAAGAUAGAAAACCCAAUAACAUAGUUCCACACGAUCUGACAUCAGCGGCGUUGGAACUCGGUGAAGUCGACCACUGUGUAACAAAUAUGGGGUCGACGUCUCACGGCAUUUACGAUGAAUCCUAUUGCAGAGAUGUGACAUUGCCGUAUCGGUUACACGUAAAAGUAUUAGACUACCCGGACCCCGUCCCGGAGACGUAUAGGGUUACAGCCUUAGGAGAGGCUUUGGAGGCUACUCGUUUUGGAUUAGCUGAAGCAGCAUCCCCUGCAGAAUCAGCGGUCAGUUCCUGUCAAUGUCGCUAUUGCGAUCCCGUCGGUCAGAUCUGGGAUGCGAAUUCUCUCGCUCAUUUGUUGGAUGAAAAUACGAGUGUUGACUUUGCACCGACAAAGCUAGAAGAUUCGAUGAAAGUUGUCGGCCCGCUUGGAAAGCGCGGUGGUGAUACUAUGUUGAGACGAAGCUGGAGCGACCCUUCAGCGCGAGUUCCUGAAAGAAAAGCUAAUAAUAACGAUACAUUGUCGGCUUCAAAUCUUUAUUCACUCUUUCCUCUGCCGAGAAGAUCAAUUUCUUCAGAGCCUAAGUCCCCACUCGCUUUGGAGAUAUCUUCUGAGAUCGUUACUUCAAUGAACGGACAUCGAGACUUGGAAAUUAAGUUGUUUUCUACUUUGCCUCCAGCAUCGAGCUCAGAUGAUCUGUCAUUCUUCGACGAAAAAAGUGAAAGUGCUACCAAGAGUGCAUUCUCAAGUGCAUACCCAAGCCCUGAGCUAAAAUUGAACAGUGAAGUGAACUGUGACAGAGUAGUAUUAAGUGAUAAAGGCGCUAAGAAGAGUGAAAAUCUAGAUCCAAGUUGUUUAAAAACAGUUGGGGUUAGCGAGAAUUCGCGAAAUAUUUGUGAUUUAGCCUUAGUAUCUGCCUGAGGUCUGCGUCGACCAAACUUAUUAUUCGUUUGAUUUGAAAGCGUAAUAUAUAAUGAGUCCAGAUAGCAAACGCUCGCCAUUUGAGCCGGACUCAUAUCGUCACAGCGAGGCAUUCAUGGAGCGUCUCAACGCGAUCCAAAAUAAAUGAGAUCUCCGAAUCGGUUUCCUGUAGAUUCUAUAAUAAUUUAUUUUUUAACAAUAGAUUAGUGAAACUCGACGGGAACUGUAUCUGGCUGUAUUUAUGAAUAGUGAUUCGCCGCUAUAUAUGGGACAUUGUGUCGUUCAUUACCGGUUGGAGUCCUUCGGGUGUCGGGUUCUUUCUAAUUGCCAGCGCAGUUUGUGAACAGUCAACGAUUCUUAUAACAAUAAUUAAUUGUACAAUAUGGACUAGCUGCCUUGUGUGUAAUUAGCGUUUCACACUACUGACACGGUUGCUCGGUUGCGUGCUCUGUAUUGCGGUUUCCAGUAGUUUUCACCGCUCUGCGUUCCGGGUUGCGCCUCCGCACCGGUUCAUAUCUUUAAUGACUUUUUUUUUAUUUAAUCUCUCGGCUCACUCUUACCUUAACAGUUUUGUUUAACAUAAUAAAUACAUUUGAAAUUACGAUUACAUCUUUUCUGACAAUCCAAUCUUGAAAAUAAUAUAUAUUUUUUUUAUUUUUCAACGUAAAAACCAAACUUAAAUAAAAUACGUAGCCCACAAAGUCGCUUCAGUAAAAAAAAAAUGUUAUCAAUGUUUGUUCUACAAUCCAGCAGUUCAUUGUAAACUAACUUGAAAAUCACGUGGUAUUUUGAUAACAAAUGAGUUUUCACUGAACAUUCAUUUAAAUUCUUGUGUUUUUUCCUUGCGUUUUUGUUAUAAAAUGUUAAGUGUGUAAGUUGUUACCAUGUUUUUUUUUUUUUGAUAUUAACAUAAUAUCGUUUUAUGUUAUUUGGGGACGUCAUUGAUCCGGCAAUGAACGGCGAAUCAAUUAUAUUAUUUAUAAUGUUAAUUUUACCUGUUUUUAUUUAAGGAAGGGUCCAAACUUUGCCAGAUAGAGUUCCGUAAUGUAGAUAAUGUGAAUAUGCCUAGGUUAUACACGAUCUGUACUUGAGUACAUCGCUAUCGUUGGGUUUUACACGUUGCACGGGCUGUUUGGAGUGUUUUAAAGUUUUUUACUCUCGUGUUCUUAGUUUUUAUUGCUCAGAAUCGCGUGGGAUGGCAUGAUUAAUAGUAUCUCGCUUUACUUCUAUCUGAGAUAGUCUCGGUCGGUGCGAGUUAUAACCGAGUGUUAUCAACGAAAAUUGUGAUUUAAUGAGCUGUAAACAAGUCGCCAACGAACACCAACCGGUCCUGAUAGUUGAUGGUGUUAUCACAAAAUAUAAAAAAAUAUCAUUAUAAUAUAUUACAUCGAUUUAUUUAACUUUUAAUUGCCCAAAUUACAAUAAAUAUCUUCCGUGUCAUUUAUGUGCGUAUACUUUGAGUAUUUUAUUUCUAGGGUUAUAUAAGUGACAUGUGUAAAAUUCAACGAUUCUCAAUAAUAUAAUAUGUAGGCUAUGUUCUAACUUACUGAGUGGAUGCAUUUUAUACAUAAAGUUAUAUAUAAAUAGAUUUAGCAUUUGUUUGUGUGUGUCGUGAUGACACGAGCAACACGCUUGCACACUAUUUUUGUACAAUAAAAACGAUAUUGCCCUGAAUAA
Molecule: messenger RNA, 3272 nt
Organism: Danaus plexippus (monarch butterfly)
Lineage: Eukaryota; Metazoa; Arthropoda; Insecta; Lepidoptera; Nymphalidae
Exons: 1
Coding region: 180-1595 (471 amino acids)
Source: RefSeq, a predicted model, not a curated record